Messenger RNA from Aricia agestis (brown argus), 742 nucleotides. RefSeq lists its product as uncharacterized. Gene Ontology annotation, molecular function: nucleic acid binding. Lineage: Eukaryota; Metazoa; Arthropoda; Insecta; Lepidoptera; Lycaenidae. The record is from RefSeq and is a predicted model, not a curated record. Bases 68 to 724 code for a protein of 218 amino acids. The transcript is spliced from 2 exons.
UCGAAGAGGAUCGCCCAAGCAAAUCCUCUCUGACAACGGAACGAAUUUUGUCGGUGCAAGCAAAGAAAUGAGAAAACUCCACGGUGGCCCCGUUAUUGACUUCGCUACGAAUGGAAGAAUACGAUGGCGCUUCAUCCCCCCGGCCGCGCCUUUUAUGGGGGGGGCCUGGGAACGGUUAGUGCGCACCGUGAAGAACGCGCUCAAGACAACUCUCAAAAACAGGUCCCUCCCCAAAGAGGACACAUUCAGAACAUUGCUCUUAGAGGCUGAGGCAAUCGUCAACUCCCGGCCACUGACGUACGUCCCCACGGCGACCGACGCUCCAGAAGCGAUAACACCAUUCCACUUUCUAAUAGGCACGUCAUCGGUGGUUCCUUGGACUAACGACCUGACAGAUGGGGAGUUUUCACAACGCCAGGAGUGGCGGAAGGCACUUCGGCUGGCGGACCACUUCUGGGCUCGAUGGCUGCGGGAGUACCUGCCAACGCUGAGAGAGAAACUGAAGGAGUCCCAACCAUAUCAAGACAUAAAGGAGGGGGACGUGGUGCUGAUCGUGGACCCUACCCUUCCGCGCGGCUUGUGGCCGCUAGCCAAGGUCUUGAGGACGUACCCCGGUCAGGACGGUCGAGUCCGCGUAGCGGACCUCCUCACGAAGGGAGGUACGCUGUGUCCCACUGGGGGCGGGUAUGUUGGCGACUGGCUGGACAGACCAUUCUGUUUUUAAAUAUUGUAUUUUUUACUU